Messenger RNA from Salarias fasciatus (jewelled blenny), 1146 nucleotides. RefSeq names its product homeobox protein DBX1-like. NCBI's taxonomy places the organism in Eukaryota, Metazoa, Chordata, Actinopteri, Blenniiformes, Blenniidae. The record is from RefSeq and is a predicted model, not a curated record. Gene Ontology annotation, molecular function: DNA-binding transcription factor activity, RNA polymerase II-specific; DNA binding. Gene Ontology annotation, biological process: cell differentiation in spinal cord; regulation of transcription by RNA polymerase II. The transcript is spliced from 6 exons. The coding region runs from base 1 to 1116 and encodes 371 amino acids.
AUGAUGUUCCAGUGCAGCGGGCUGCCCCCGCCUCUCUACCCGGCUCUGCUGCGUCCCCCGGCGGCCGUGUCGGCGCCGCUCGGCCGCUCUCUGCCCUCCGGCUUCCUGGUGGAGGACCUGCUGCGGCUCAGCCGGCCCGUCGGCUUCAUCCAGCGGUCUUUCUCCUGCAGGAGCCCCGCGGAGCUGCUGCCGCUCAGCCCGGCUGCGGGGGCCUCCCCGCGGGCCCCGGGCCCCGGGACCGGCCCCGGCCCCGGCUCUGGCCCGGAGCGCGGGGCUCCCGGCUCUCCGCUCACCGCCUGCCCCGACUCAGGAUGCCUGAAGUUCGGCGUGAGCGCCAUCCUGGCCCCGGGCCCCCGGAGCGCUCCGGACGCGGACCGGAAGUCGUUCCCGCUGCCGUUCUUCGACGGUCUUCAUCCCUUCCUCAGAGCUUCUUACCUCUCAGCCUCAUCCCCCAUGGUUCCCGUCCCGGGGACGUUCUCGUGGCCCCCGGCCCCCAGAGGCCGCCCCCGCCGGGGGAUGCUGCGGCGGGCCGUGUUCUCCGACCUGCAGAGGAAGGCGCUGGAGAGAACCUUCCAGAAACAGAAGUACAUCAGCAAACCGGACCGCAAGAGGCUGGCAGGGAAGCUGGGACUGAAGGACUCACAGGUGAAGAUCUGGUUCCAGAACCGCAGGAUGAAGUGGAGGAACUCCAAAGAGAGAGAGCUGCUGUCCAGCGGCGGCUGCAGGCAGCAGACGCUCCCCACCAAGACCAACCCCCACCCGGACCUCAGCGACGUGGGCGGAGCCUUCCAAGCCACGCCCACCGCUCCACCUGAGCCCGGAGCCACGCCCACCGCUCCACCUGAGCCCAGAGCCACGCCCACCGCUCCGCCUGAGCCCAGAGCCACGCCCACCGCUCCACCUGAGCCCGGAGCCACGCCCACCGCUCCGCCUGAGCCCGGAGCCACGCCCACCACUCCACCUGAGCCCAGACAUCAGCAUCAUGCUCCUCAUCCUCACAGCAGCCCCUCCGCCUGCGCCUCUUCCUCCUCCUCCUCCUCCUCCUCUUCUCCAUCAGCGUCCAGCAAACAGUCCGAGGCCUCCGAGUCAGACAGCGAAGAAAUCACUGUGUCAUAGGAGGAUGAGGGGAUGGAUGAAUGAAUGGGU